CCAACAAGGCAAUCAUUCAUCAUCAGAAAGUGUGCCAGUGAACUGCGUCAACUUUACAGCUUUUUGAAGUGGAUAUUUGUUCCAACAUUUUAUCUAAUUUUGGAUUGAAAUUUGUUUAAUUUUGUCGUUGUACAGGAAAUUGCAGUGCUCAAGCCGUUUGAAGGUGUUUCGGUGUGAUAUGAAAAUUGCAAUACUGUUGUAAGUACCGUGUUGCCUAGUAGUUAUAUGAACUCCCAAGAUAAAUCUAAUUCGCAAUCGAUCGGAUUUUCCGGGAGCAAUUCGUUCGGAAUGGCUUACCAGCAAUAUGCUCAAUAUUGUAACGCCUACUAUCAGCAGUUGCAAUUUGGUUCAAAUGGUGGAAUUGCUAUCAAUGUACCACCACCUCCGCUUCCUACUGCUGGAACGACGAAUUCGAAUGUUGGUAAAAAUCAGAGUGUUUUUGCCACAGAUGAGGACAACGUACCGAACAGUUUCGAAACAUCGCCAUCAUCAGCGUCGCCUUCUACAGGUAGUUUAAUGAACAAGACAACAUUUUUUAGCUCUCCUCAGCAACAACAGGACGGACACUUGCAAGGCUGUCUCAAGCAAGCUCCUAGUCAGUUUGGACCGAUUCGUUUUAAUAUCAGCAAACAACCGCAACGAGUGAGUCCGUUAGUUCAAUCUAAUCCAUUGAAUCAUGGCUUACAGCAACAGCAGCCGCAGCAACAUGCUAAUCACAAUCAACACUUCGAUCAAAAUAAUCAGACAAGCAAGCGAAAGAAAAAGAAAAAUAAAAACACGAAUAACAAUGCUGUCAACCAAUCACAGAAUAAGCCCAUUUAUAAUUCCGGAACCAUUGCUCCAAUGGUGGCAUCAGGAACUACGGGGGGAACGAACUUUCCCGUGGCGAUGCAGGUUCCAGAUCUUAGCAGACCGCCGCCACCAAUUCCUAGCCAUUCGUCUAUUGGAGGCACCAUCAGUACAUCCGUUCCUCCACCACCAGCCAUGAAGAAACCAGAUCCUUUUCACAACCCGACUGAUGCUUGGCCCGAAAGCUUGAAUAACUUUGUCGCGCGCUGUUAUGCCAAGUGUAAGACAGAUUUUGAUAAAGAUCAGAUCGAUAUCUGCCUUAAAGGACGUAUUACAGCUGCCGCGAAUAAAGGCGAACUGUGGACCAAGGAUUGGGGCAAUGAACCAGUACCAAGUGUACACAGUGAACGAGAAACAAUCAUCCCAAAGAACAAAUCCCAGAAUGCGAGUAUUGCGGGAAGCAUAAAUCAAUAUCAAAACACUAGAAAAAGUAAAAGUCCCACUAACAACGGUUACGGACAGAGAAAUAGCAACCAGAACUACUCGCGCAAAAGUGGGGGAGGAACUGCGGGAAUAUCCUAUUCACUCGGAUCUCGGCUUGGAAUGAAAACUGGAUCGAAAAAAUCCCGUUCUUCCCAUUCACGUUCUAGAUCUCCCUCUAGUCGGUAUAGUCGCAAUCGUCGCAGUCGAUCUUCUAGUGCCGAGUCCCGUUCUCCUCGACGAAAACGUCGAUCUUCGGAUAGUAGCGAAGAUAGCCGUACCUCCUCCAAAGCAUAUAAAGUCAAAAAUCAGAAAGCAAAUCAAAAAACUAAAAACUCCGGUACAGUGAAAAACCAGAAAAAAUCUGGUUUCUAUUCAGAACACGGUCAGAUAGGUGGGGCAGUGGAUGGUGAUCAGGAAGCGCUAAAAAAACGUGCCGCCCGUUUCAACAACUCCAAUUCACGAAGAGUCUCGCCUCCCAGCCUUGCGUCACCAAUAAGGAAGCGUCUCCAAAUGCCGACACCGUCUCGUCCCUUCAUUGAAGAUACUGCCGGUGACAACGAACCUGGACUGUAUCUGUUUGAUCUGCACAUUGUCGGUACCUGUCGGGAUUUAGAGAAAAGUUUUCUUCGACUCACCAAGGCUCCAGCUCCAUCGGAAGUACGUCCCGUAGAAGUGCUUCGGUAUUCGCUGCAGAAUGUGAAGAAUAAAUGGGUUGAGAAACAGGACUACUACUACGCGUGCGAUCAACUGAAGUCGAUCAGGCAGGAUUUGACGGUUCAAGGUAUUCGAGAUGAAUUUACGGUCCAGGUCUACGAAACGCAUGCCCGCAUUGCCAUGGAGAAGGGCGACCACGAAGAGUUCAACCAGUGCCAAACACAGCUCAAAAUGCUCUACUCCGAGGUGGGAGGCGAGAAUAUAUUGGAGUUUACUGCGUACCGGAUACUGUAUUACAUUUUCACCAAAAAUACGCUAGAUCUGACCACCAUUUUAAAAGCGCUAACGCCCACGGAACGCGAGCACGACGUAAUCAUUUUUGCUCUCAAAUUGCGUUCCGCCUGGGCCCUAGGCCAUUAUAGUAAGUUCUUCAAUCUGUACCGUGCGGCCCCUCUGAUGGCUGGCUAUCUGAUCGAUUGGUUCAUAGAACGUGAACGCAAGUUUGCCCUGAAGAACAUAAUUAAAGCUUAUCGUCCCAAUUGCCCGGUGGAUUAUGUCAGUCGGACGUUGGCGUUCGAGAAUGAGGACACGUGUUUCGAUUGGCUAUCGACGUUCGAACUGACCUUCAUAACCAAGCAAGAGCCUUCCGGUACCGAUGCCGCUACUGCCGAUACGACGACGACGAUGACGACUAAAGUGAAGAGAUUGAUCGACUGUAAGACCAGUAUGAAUGUGGUGACGAAUUUCUGAGCACCACUUAUUGGCGCUGUAUUUCCAUUCCACGUGUAAUAGUCCUUGAUGUUGGUGGUUUCGUCCGUUUCAUUUUCUUAACUGAUUCACUCAUCGUACAAGUCUUCCUGAGUGGUUCUCGAAGCAGUUCUGCCAAAAUGAUCGUGAUUAUUCUGCUAACGAUUCGAAAGAGAAAACAGUUUGCCUAGCUGGCCAACGGACUACGUGGGAUAAGGAUCUGCAUAAGUUCUUUCCGAAAAAGUUCGAGUAUUUAUGUGUAUGUGAUUGAUAAUGUAAAAAACUUGUUUGUUGAGAAACAAAAUGUGAUUGGAGAUUUUCAACGGAUAGUGUCGGAUCGUUAUGCCUUGUGGAGUUUGUCCUUGGAUCGAACAAACUACGGAAGAUCAGUCCCAUGCUCAAGGAUCUUUGGUGGAUCAGUAGCUGUAUAUAAGGCGGGUCGGUCGAAGAUGACCAUCAUCGAAAGCUUCGAAUGAGACACGUUGAUGACCAGUCAUUUCACUGCAAACAACAGUAAACAAGAAAGCAGUGAAUCGUCGUUGGAUGAAGGAUGAUCUAUUUAAACUCAUGGAUGAUUAGUCAAGCUAAAGCUAUUCGCAGAAACAUAGCUAAUACGUGACAGAGUAUGGAACAAAAGUCACAUCAUCCAGUUUUGAGAUGUGUUUCACUACUUAUCGAGUGCGUACAGCAUUGCAUUGUAUUUCGUCGUCAAGUUGUAUUCAAGCUAAUGGAAUAUCAACUUUCAAACGACUUGGUAGUCUAGGAUCCCUCCACAAGGCAAGUAAUGAUUGUUUGACAAAGCAUCUCACAUAAUAAAUGCGCGCGGAAUCGUUGAAAUUCUUGACGGAGAGUGUUAAAAAUAGGAACAGUUGGAACAACCAUACGGAUCUGAAAUCUGUAAAUAUUAAAUAACAGUGAAGUGCAUACUAGGUGUAAAUACUACAGUUAUAUGAACUAUUAGGAACAUUUGGCAGUGUUUUUUUUUCAUCAUCGGACACAAUGAAGCACAAAUGGAACUGAAGAAACAUUAGGAGCAGCGUCGUAAUAUUUGUUUAUUGGGGAUUUAUAGGUCACUGAACGGGAAAGUUUCUGAUAGCAUGAGGUUGCUGCUGCGAGCUUCCAGCAAAAAACGAUCAACGCCUGAUCGAUGCUGAUGCCUGCAUAAGUAAUGCUUUCCAAUAUUCCACAAUCCAUCCGUGAGCAGAAAUAUCCGCAUCCCGAAAAUCCCAUCUAAGCUACUCAAGACGAUCCUAUCUCGCCGUAGGCGUUCCCAUCAUAAGUUAAAUCCUUUCCUCACAAAACUCGCAAGAUAAAAAUUCCUCGGAAUUUGAUCAUGAGGCUGUGAACUCGAUGCUGAAUUGAGUAGAUGAUUGAAACGAAAGAAACUCUUCUGUUCUACUUUUCUUCCUAUUAAUAAGCGUUCUUAUUUUAAUUUUAUUCUGUAUUUGUCGUUGAAUAGUUUUUAUCAAAAAUAAUUAAGUUUAAUAAAUUUCAUCAAAUAUCGAAUCUUUUUAAGAACGGAUUAGAACGAACCUUGCUUCAUGGAUCGACCAGCACAAGCCAAAAUCAAUAAACGAUAAACAUUAAUUAAA
Messenger RNA from Malaya genurostris, 4265 nucleotides. Its product is annotated as leukocyte receptor cluster member 8 homolog. Gene Ontology annotation, cellular component: nucleus. The record is from RefSeq and is a predicted model, not a curated record. NCBI's taxonomy places the organism in Eukaryota, Metazoa, Arthropoda, Insecta, Diptera, Culicidae. Bases 226 to 2676 code for a protein of 816 amino acids. The transcript has 5 exons.